Drosophila ficusphila is the source of this 709-nucleotide messenger RNA. RefSeq names its product COA8 family protein CG14806, mitochondrial (gene Coa8). The transcript has 3 exons. The record is from RefSeq and is a predicted model, not a curated record. Bases 90 to 623 code for a protein of 177 amino acids. Gene Ontology annotation, cellular component: mitochondrion. Gene Ontology annotation, biological process: intrinsic apoptotic signaling pathway. NCBI's taxonomy places the organism in Eukaryota, Metazoa, Arthropoda, Insecta, Diptera, Drosophilidae.
CCAUUCCGGCCGUUCUCUAGACCGGCCACACUGCUGACCUGACAUAACAUUCGAUACAUCUAAAUAAAAUGUUUAUUUAACAAAUCGAAAUGAACAAAUGCUUUAAAUACCAGCCCCGGAUACUCUUUUCCCAACUCUCCCUACCAAGAUGCUAUGCCGCUGCUACAACGGAGCCACCAGCUCCGCCACAAAAAAAGGCCGUUGUUGGGUUGACCCACAAACCGGAUCCCAAGACGGUCAAGAGUGACUUUAUUGGGCCGCCGGAUGCAGAAUCCAAUCUCCGGCCGUAUGUGCGGCACUUCGACGAUAACGAGACGCGGCUGGCGCGGGAUCUCCGUCUUAAACGGAUCGAUGUGGAGGCCUGGAAUACGGAUUUCUGGACGCGACAUAAUAAGCGCUUCUACGAGGAGAAGGAAGACUUCAUCCGCCUGCACAAGGAGAAAGGCAAUACGGAGGUGUCCCCGGACCAGAUGAGCCACUUCUACAAGACGUUCCUCGACAAGAACUGGCGCAUUCACAUGAUGUACAACCUGUCCUGGUACCUGAAGAACUUCGAUAUCCUCACUCUGGCCGCCGCCGUCCAGCUCCAGAAGCUUCUUGCGCUGACCAGGCGGAGAAAUUAGGUUCAAAAUUAGUAGAGUCCUUAUUAUAUAUUCUUACUUUUUGUGUUCGCCAUAAGUUGAAAUAAAACAUUGUGUGUGUAAAAUGA